Messenger RNA from Betta splendens (Siamese fighting fish), 695 nucleotides. RefSeq names its product sarcolipin. Bases 227 to 322 code for a protein of 31 amino acids. The transcript has 2 exons. The record is from RefSeq and is a predicted model, not a curated record. Gene Ontology annotation, molecular function: enzyme regulator activity. Gene Ontology annotation, cellular component: membrane. Lineage: Eukaryota; Metazoa; Chordata; Actinopteri; Anabantiformes; Osphronemidae.
CCUGCUGAUUGCAAGGCUGGACCGCAGAAGGAGGAUCUGCUGAUCAUAGAUGCCGGAGGGAGGCAGAAGAACAACAGAGGCAUCGCAGUGCUAGAAGUCAGCGUCGAGGAACGGAGCAGAGUAGAACAUUCACAUCUCCCUGUACUUACAGUGAGAGGAAAGGUCCUGGAUCCUCUUUAAAAACCACCAGACAUCCCAGGCUCGACUGUCUGCUUUGGCCGCUGUCAUGGAACGCUCAACGCAGGAGCUCUUCCUCAAUUUCAUGAUCGUCUUAAUCACUGUGCUGCUGAUGUGGCUGCUGGUCAAAGUUUACCAGGACUGAACCAUGGAGUCAAACGUUGAGGGAUUCAUGGGAAGCAGGAGACGGGGAGAGAUGGGUGUGCAGAGACGUCAGCAUGGUCACUGUAGGACUUUACUGAUGAGUGAAUUCUCUUCAGCCAUGUUGCUAGUGUUUUCUUCAUUCUUUUAGCCAGUACUCACUAGUAUGGUCCAGAGCUGCAGUCAUAUAAAAGUACUGGCCGUGUGCUUUUGUUAAAGCUUCAGUCUGUAAACAUAUUCUGGGAUACUUUUGGAAUGUGGCCCUGAAUUCCAGAAAAGAAUCGAAAGAUUAAAUCAAAUAUAGAUGGGAGGUGAAUAAAAAUAAUCAAUCUGGUUCUAGUCAUUGGGAAACAUGAUGGCUAGAACAUCACUAUAAA